AUGAAGUUUGGCUGCCUCUCCUUCCAGCAGCCUUUUACUGGUUUUGUGUUUGGUGGAGUCAAGAACCUGGACACACGUUGGCGACCCCUGCUGAGGAGCCAUCAGAACUGUACCAUUGCCACUCACAUUGCUCACAGAGACUGGGAAGAUGAUUCCUGGUGGGAGCUGCUGGUGGAGAGGCUGGGGAUGAACCCUGAACAGAUUCCAACCUUGCUCCAGGAAGGGGAAAUGUGUGGCCAAGGUGUGUGUCUCUCUCUUUGUGACAUUGGGAGAACUAGACAAUGUCUGGAAAACUUAUAUUCUGACCAGGCCGAGGAAGAGGAAAAGCAAGCUGUACUGACCUACCUGAAGCACAAGUACCAGAUCGUGAUUUCCAACCCCAUGUGUUUACUGGAGCCCUUACCUAGGAAAAGCAGGUAG
Messenger RNA from Dipodomys spectabilis (banner-tailed kangaroo rat), 420 nucleotides. Its product is annotated as EOLA-like protein. The coding region runs from base 1 to 420 and encodes 139 amino acids. The transcript is spliced from 2 exons. The record is from RefSeq and is a predicted model, not a curated record. Lineage: Eukaryota; Metazoa; Chordata; Mammalia; Rodentia; Heteromyidae.